CAUGGUGCUAUGCCCACAACCGUUAAAGCCGAGCAUAAGCGCCACCCGCUCUGUGGCCAGGCCUCGCAUGGAGCCUUUGUUCGCGAUGGGUGAUUGCAGCACGCCGUCCUUCACCCACCCACCCACCCACCCAUUCAUUCAUCCAUCCAUCCAUGACCAAGCAUACCGGAUACGCUUACAGGGCGAAGGGAAAAAAAAGAGGGGGACUGCAAUCUGCCUUUCCCCCAUCAAGUAUGCUAGUGUCAAGGAUUCAUGGUGGCCCUUGUUUAGGAGAGAGUUGAUUUCUCCGGACUACGCCAGGGCGGUGCUGUUCUCCGACAUGCUUACCACAUCCGUGUCGUUGAAUUUGUUGAGAAGCUCGCCACCACCUUUCAAAUUUCUGCCAAAAUCACAUCCAAUCCGACUCGGAGCGCCCCGCAAUCGACCUACCGUGUACGGUUAUGCGGUAUAUUGCGUAAUUUUGGGCACACGCGCUGUCGUGAGCACUCCGACGACAACGACGACAACAACAACCUCACUCGUCCGCAGCAUGCCCGCCUUCGAACGCGGAGCACACCGAGGUCAAGCCUGA
This is a messenger RNA of Periconia digitata, 571 nucleotides long. Lineage: Eukaryota; Fungi; Ascomycota; Dothideomycetes; Pleosporales; Periconiaceae. The record is from the annotation of a GenBank genome assembly.